Rhagoletis zephyria (snowberry fruit fly) is the source of this 1159-nucleotide messenger RNA. RefSeq names its product Decaprenyl diphosphate synthase subunit 2 (gene Pdss2). NCBI's taxonomy places the organism in Eukaryota, Metazoa, Arthropoda, Insecta, Diptera, Tephritidae. Gene Ontology annotation, biological process: isoprenoid biosynthetic process; ubiquinone biosynthetic process. Gene Ontology annotation, molecular function: prenyltransferase activity. Gene Ontology annotation, cellular component: mitochondrion; transferase complex. The record is from RefSeq and is a predicted model, not a curated record.
ACAUCUACUCUACAAUGGAAAAAAUACAAUGCAGGCUUGGGGCUUAAUUGUGCUUCUUAUAUCCAAGGCCGCUGGCCAUGCGCCUUCGGUGCCGGACAUGGAACAGGAUAAAAGCGCAGGUGUGCUGCAUUCUCAACGCGCUCUGGCUGAAGUUACGGAGAUGAUUAGAAUUUCGCAUUUGGUGCACAAUAGUUUAGUAAAUUUACAACCUUCGUCGGAGGCUGGAAAGGAUACAGCGACUUAUGAGGAUAUGGCGUUUGGUAACAAAAUAGGUUUACUGACUGGGGACUAUUUGCUUGGUCAUUCUAGCGCUGAAUUAGCUAAUCUACGCAAUCAAGAAGUAGUGGAGUUGAUUUCAUCAGCUGUACGAGAUUUUUCAGAGUCUCAAUUUGUUGGAGAACGUGAUGAGCAAAAUAAUCCAUUGCCUUGUAAGCCGGGAUCUGAAACGCUAAAAACCAAUGGUACUGCUACAACAGAAAGCAUUGAUUUCGAUGUAAACGAUGUUAUGAUACCUAUGAAUAUCUCAAAAGUCAUGGGCAUACCCGAAAAAGAGUGGGAAUGCCGCAAUAUAUUAAACGCUGGUAGUUUGCUAGGCAAAGCAUGCCAGGGUGCCUUAAAAUUAGCUGGGCAAAGCGAAGAUAUGCAGCGUCAAGCUUAUUUGUUCGGUAAGCAUUUGUCGUUGGCAUGGCAAGCAUGCUUGGAUGCAGAGCCAUUUCAAAGUAGUACUCUGCCAAUAGAUACUCCAUUUAGCUUGGUAAGUGCGCCGGUACUAUUUCAUCUCGAAUAUGAUUCUUCAUUAUAUGAUGAAAUAGAAAAAGGUCGAGUAUCGGUUGAAAAUAUCGACUAUGCUAAGAUACACAAAGCAAUCCUAUCUGGGCCAGGUUUGGAAAAGACCAAGGCCUUGCAACGCAAGCACACGACGGCUGCAAUGGAAGUGCUUGAAAAAUUUCCUCCUACUGAUGCACGCACAGCCCUCGAAAACAUUAUUCUAGCAAUGCAGGAUUUGUAAGAUAUUUGUAGGCAGUCGGAAAAAACAAUCAAUUUUUAUCACAAAUUUUUGUGGUUUAUUAAACUAUUAUUCGGGUUAUUGUUUCAACUAUUUGUAUUGCUACUACGUACAUGUUAAGCUAAUAAAUACUUAUUUUUUUAAUUUUACUUA